Molecule: messenger RNA, 724 nt
Organism: Cydia pomonella (codling moth)
Lineage: Eukaryota; Metazoa; Arthropoda; Insecta; Lepidoptera; Tortricidae
Product: cuticle protein 8-like
Exons: 4
Coding region: 108-644 (178 amino acids)
Cellular component (GO): extracellular matrix
Source: RefSeq, a predicted model, not a curated record
GUCGACCUAAAAGGAAUUCAAGUUUUGAUUUUAAAGUAUAAAAACUAAAGCCACGUGCAUAUUCAUAUCAUUCAUUUGCUAAGUUCUCAAGACAUAACACAAGCAACAUGUUCAACAAAAUCGUCAUCUUCGCGGCUGCGUUAGCGGCGGUGUGUGCCCAACAACACGGACAUGGCCAGGAGCACCACGGUCAUGCUGUUUCCUCCCAGUCCUUCGUGAUCCACCAAGUGCACCACGAGCACAAGGACCACCAUGCCGCCCCUGUACAUCACGCUCCAGUGCACCACGCUCCCCAUCACGAGCACGUCGUGGCUGUGCACCAUGCUGCCCCCGCACACAGCUCUGCUCCAGUCCAUCAAGCCGCUCCUUCACACCACGAACACCACAAAGAGGAACAUCAUGAUUACUAUGCGCACCCCAAAUACGAAUUCUCGUACAAGGUGGAGGACCCCCAUACCGGUGACCGCAAAUCCCAGCAGGAGUCCCGCGACGGCGACGUCGUGAAGGGCGUCUACAGCUUGCACGAGGCCGAUGGUUCCGUCCGCACUGUAGAAUAUAACUCUGACAAGCACACCGGUUUCAACGCGUACGUGAAACACUCCGAACCUAUCAAGCAUGUCCAGACCCACCAUCAUCACCAGUAAUCAAACUAUGGAUUAUGCCGUGUGCAUGUGAUUGUUAUGUUGUUGAACUUGUUAAAUAAACACCCUAGUCCUCAAAUCCA